Molecule: messenger RNA, 1429 nt
Organism: Cylas formicarius (sweet potato weevil)
Lineage: Eukaryota; Metazoa; Arthropoda; Insecta; Coleoptera; Brentidae
Exons: 2
Coding region: 612-1097 (161 amino acids)
Source: RefSeq, a predicted model, not a curated record
UUUUUUUAUGAAACGCAUAAUUGAAUUGAAUUGUGUGCAUUUGUUUACAAAACGAUUUAGAAUGUCGGAAAUGGAUACAUUUAGUGCUAAGCGGGAUUUAACACUUAGACGCUUUAACGAUAUAUUGUUAGCGGAGAAACUCAACUCGACUCUCAAGAUGUCCCGUUAAGACCAAUAGUUAGCGCACCCGGAUCACCAACGUAUUACUUGGUUAAACACUUGGCAUCGCUGCUCCAACCACACAUAGGACACGGCACCAGUUACAUCAAGGACUCCACCGACUUCAUGCGCAAGAUUCAAGAUAUCAAUAUUGAACAAAACGACAUCUUUGUGAGCUUCGACGUCGUCUCACUGUUUACCAAAGUACCUCUGAAGAGUUGCUUGGACAUGGUGAACUGGAUAUUUCCUGUCGAUAUUUGCUGACUUUUUGAAGUCUGUCUGACCGGUAGCUAUUUUGUGUUUAAGGGAAACUUCUACGAACAGGUGGAUGGAGUGGCAAUGGGAAGCCCAUUAAACCCGGUUAUAGCCAACUUAUUUAUUUUGAGGAAAAAGCGAUCGAGACCUCAGAGUACAAGCCAGCAAAGUGGUUCCGGUGCGUGGAUGACACCUUCAUGAUUUGGAAACAUGGUAUGGACAAGCUCAACAACUUUCUGCAGCAUCUCAACAGUCAACAUCCCAGCAUCCAGUUUACUAUGGAGACUGAAAAUGACCAACAACUUGCAUUCUUGGACGUACUAGUGAGGAAGCGAGGUAACAAGCUGGGCCACACAGUUUACAGAAAACCAACCCAUACGGACAGAUACCUGCAUGCUCUAUCCAACCAUCACCCAAGUCAAAAGUAUGGGGUUAUCAGAACCCUGACAGAACGAGCCCGAAGGAUUUGCGAACCGGAGAACCUCCAGAUGGAAUUUGAACACCUAAAAACUACGUUCCAGCGAAAUGGCUACAACAAGAGGGAGAUCGAAAGAUCAAUGAACUCAAGACCAUCGAGAUCACGGGAUACCGAACAACGACCCUUCACCUCCCACGCAUAUCUGCCGUAUAUUCCGAGUGUCACCAACAGGAUUGGCAGAGUAACGGCUAUCACAACAGACUAGUCAGGGAAGCCAUUGAGAUACAAAAACAUCCACACAAUUUCAACAGAAAGGAGGAGACCCUUAAACUCAACCAAAUCUGAAACCCGAUCCUUAGGAACGCCCGAGCAGUACCGAUCGAUAUCCCGAGACCAACCGAAGCGGAACAAGCCCCGCCCACCACCAAUCGGCAUAAAUACAACCUGCGCAGGAGAAAUCGUCAGUCUACGUCCAACAUCGGAGUUGGAAGGACCUCUGAAGAAGCUCGCCACUCGUGCUAGCGAAACGUUAGGAAGUAAUUCCAAUCGACGACGGCCUUUAAACCCGAAUCAAGAUAAUAGCUGAAUGGGUCCUGU